Messenger RNA from Monascus purpureus, 2604 nucleotides. The record is from the annotation of a GenBank genome assembly. NCBI's taxonomy places the organism in Eukaryota, Fungi, Ascomycota, Eurotiomycetes, Eurotiales, Aspergillaceae.
CUUGCUUCCUGGAGUCAGCAGUGCAUUCUCGCUCCCUUGUUCAUCGAUGGCUAUUUAAUGCUGGUAUCGUCACAAUUAAACCUCCUAUCCGAGCCCCCCUUCUCUUUUCUUCAAUAAACACUUGUUUUAAGGGGGUUCUGAAACCAUCCACCAGCCAAUGCGACUCCGAUCAAGUACCUGCUGGUCCGCCGUUGCUAAUCCCAGCAGGACUUACGCUCGACUACAAGCAAUCCGCUGUUUCUCCAACGCCUCUCGAAUUCCCCUUGGUAUUCCUCCUCCGUUUCCUGUCAUAAAAACCUGCCCCGAGCCCGGUUGUUCAUGUCCUCCCACACCGCCGAUGCCGGAAGGCUUACCGAUAGACCACGAACAGACGCUAAAUGGGACAAUGGCAGCUUAUGCCCAGCAGAUUCUCGUAUGCACUGGAAAGGAGGACUGGACAAGUCGCAUUGAGAAUGACGGGGACGGAGAGGGUUGGGGAGGGCUUGUACGAGGACUGAAGGCGCUGUUGGGUCGCGGUGGGAAAUACUCUGAUCCGUAUAAUAACAUUCUAGUUACGAAUUCAUCUUUCCCUCCUGCAGCAGAAGCAUCGUCAUCCUUCAUAUCCUCCGCCUUCCUCUUCCCUAGCUUCAAAUACUUUCCCUCCAUCCCCGUGAAUGUCUCACAAUCUGAGGAAACCGACGUCGAUCUAUCAACCUUUGUCCGAGCCUUCCUUCUUCCAGAGAAGCUUAACAAUAUGCAUUCGUCCCUCCCCUCGUCCAAACGGGCGGGGCUAACCCGCUCACCAGACCUUGCGUCCAAGUUCCCGAACGCAAUUGACAUCAAACAUUCGCCUACAAUCUUGAUCUGUGGACACGGCGGUCGAGACAUGCGCUGUGGCACCAUAGGGCCUCCUUUAAAGGCCCAGUUUCAACACGUCCUGCGCUCGCGGGGCUUCUCCUCUGCCGGAAUCGAAAGUAUCGUCGAUAGACCGGAUCAUGCUAAUAUCGGGUUAAUCAGCCAUAUUGGCGGGCAUAAAUAUGCGGGAAAUGUGAUUAUAUAUAUCCCACCUGGUAUGACUGUAAAUGCGGGUGGAUCUACUGCACCGAGCCCACUGGCCGGGAAGGGCAUCUGGUAUGGACGCGUGGAACCAAGGCAUGUGGAGGGUAUCGUUGAAGAGACAGUUAUUCAUGGAAGAGUCGUAACGGAUCACUUCCGGGGUGGGAUAAACAUAGAUGGGGAGAUAUUAAGGCUUUAAUUAAUGUAUAAAGAUAUGCUAUUCGAUAAAGGUGAUGCAUUCUUGAGCUGCGGCAUGAACUUGCUAGAGAUGUAUGAAUAGAACUCAAGUAUGUGAUGCUCCUCUGUAUAGAUUGUACAACGGUUAAAUUAUAUGUGUAUAUAGAAAAUGAUGAGACAAGAACGAGAAAAGUAAACAUUGUUGACAUCCAGGUCAAAAUCUUUGAUCUAUCCAGAAUUCCAACAGAGGUCUAUACAAUAAAACAUCCACUUUUGAACCUUGGAAAGGACGUUUGUAUGGUAUAGCGCUUCGAACAAAGUUUUGAGCAUUCAUGUUUGUGAGCCCACCCAGUGUGGGAAGUUCAAGGUUUGCAUGCUCAAAGAUAGAGCGAUAAUUCUCUCCAAGGUUCCCUUUCAGGGGCCCUUUCAAGAUAAUCGGUACAGCUUAGUCCGUGCAGUUUGUACUCGUGUAAUCCAGCCUUGGAAAUUGGAAACAAGCCUAGCUUGUGUCUUUUCGACUCGCAAUGUAUACUGUGUACCCUGCUCAAUGGUCUUUGUGCUGAAAUAGGACUUAUCAGUCUCCAAUUCCAAGUAUUUCCUGCGUAUUUCUGCUAUGCAAAAAUCUCGAGUCAUCUUCGAGAAUUAUUGAUAAAUCUGCGCAGAGAUCCAGGAUCCACAGUCGGCACAGCCAUAUAAGAUGGUAUUCUAAGCUUGCCAGUCAGGCAGUGGCGAGGGGCAUUUUGGACGCAUUAUGUCACAUAUGAUAACAAUAAAACGGCAAUGAAGUGCUGUUCAGUGGUGGUGGUGGAACACUUUGUUGUUUCUAUGUGCUGGGAAUAGGAGUUCGUGGAAAGUAGUCUCCAGUGUGCUUGCUUCCUUUAAGGCUGUCCGCUCUUCCUGUUACGCCGGUGUCGGUGAGAUCGGCUAGCUGAAGCAGCCUGGUUAUUGUGCUCGUGGCCACGCUUGAACUCCCUUCCUUCCGGUUCUCUUUCUUCGCUUUACUGACGCCGUGAAGAUUCGUGGACCAUUUCGGCUCCUGGGUCUCCAAGAGAACCCGUCCGAUGUCCAAACUGACCCGUUGUUGUUCAGCAUCGAAGCCUUCCGUUUAGCAGGGAAAGACAUCUAGGGAUGGGCAGAAGGCGAAGUCGAUACAUCCUCGAUCUUUGGGAAUAGGUUUUUAAUCAUUGCAUCUGAGUAGUCAUUCAUUGGUGUAAGAAAUGAAGAAUAAAAUCGGUAUCUUUCAAACGAGUCUCCAGGAAGGUCAUGAUAAAUGUACUCGCCACUCUGAGGGGGCAUAUCUUCUUUGUGUAAGUCAGCAAAUCGAAAGCAGCCGGCAUAAUCAGGUCUUGGAAUUUCUGAGCUGUAUUAUAUUCAUUAAAGUGAACACCUGCG